AACAUCUAUAGAGCCCUCCAUAUACCUUUCAUCUGGAGCCUCUCAUGGGAGCAAGGAACCAGGAAGCUGAGAACAGAAAGGAGAUCUAGGCAAGAGGACAUUCUACUGUGUAGAAGGAGACUGCUCCUUUGUCCCUCUAGGCUCUGGUGUGGGUGAAGGUGACAACUGAGCUGAAGAAAUGAUCCGCAGAGGAAUAGGAUUGUGGCUCCCUUCAGUUCUGCUCCUCUCUCGGGUCCCAGGCUGUGUCCCUCUGCGUGGCCCCAGCAGUGUGACAGGCACUGAGGGGGAGUCCCUGAGCGUGACUUGUCCAUAUGAGGAGAGAUUCAAGUCGACCAUCAAAUACUGGUGCAGAGGGUCACUUAUUCUACUUUGCGAAGAUAUUGUCAUGACCAGAGGCUCAGAAGAAGCUAGGAAUGGCCGAGUGUCCAUCAGGGAUGAUCCAGACAACCUGACCUUCACAGUGACCUUGCAGAGCCUCACCCUGGAGGAUACAGGCACCUACAUGUGUGGGGUGGGAACACCAUUUCCCUAUCACCCCUUUGGGAAUAAAAUGUCAUUCAGGGUUGAGGUGUCUGUGGUCCCAGGUUCAAGUCCUGGGAGCAGUAUAAAAAUCCUGGAGCCCACCAGAUCCACAGCCAGUUACAUUCAGCCCAGCGUGACCACAAAUGAAACAAUUCCUGCUCCCAGCCCACAGACUCGGUCCCUUCUGAGCAGCCUCUACUUCUGGGUUCUGGUGUUUCUGGAGUUGCCCCUGUUCCUGUGCAUGAUUAGUGCCGUCCUGUGGGUGAACAGGCCUUAGAGGUGCUCUGGGAGGCACGGCAUUUGGCCCUGUCAUGGAUACCAGUGAAGACUGUUGACGUGGAGGCUCUGUCCUGGACACAUCACCUAUAUUCGCUGAGGAGAACAAGUAAACCUGUGUCCUUGAGAAUGCUCUGAGAUUGUUAGAAGAUUCUUUGCGCUCUAUCAAACACAUAGAAGAAUGUGCCCAAUAAAUACCCGCUGGAGAAUUGGCUCAGUGGUUAAGAGCAGCAGCUGCUCUUCCAGAGGCCCUGAUUUCAAAUCCCAGUCACCACACUGGUGGCUCACAACCUCCUGCAAUAGGAUCCGAUUCCCUCCUCUGCUAUACAGGUGCACAUGCAGAUAGUAUACUCAUAUAUUAAAUAAAUUUAUUAAAAUUAAUUGCAUAGAAUUAUAACACA
This is a messenger RNA of Rattus norvegicus (Norway rat), 1199 nucleotides long. It is a transcript of the gene Cd300c, whose product is annotated as CD300c molecule. NCBI's taxonomy places the organism in Eukaryota, Metazoa, Chordata, Mammalia, Rodentia, Muridae. Gene Ontology annotation, cellular component: plasma membrane. The record is from RefSeq and is a predicted model, not a curated record.